AUGCUAGUGGCCCCCAAAAAGCGUCAGGCUGCGACGGAUUAUGCCACUAAACUGGAGGUGGCGUCUGAAUACGCCAAGUUGAAAAAGUUCAACAAGGGAGAAAGCAUUGAGCAAUUCCUCCAAAGGUGGGAAACAACCUACGCAAAGGCUGUAAAGCUCAAGCUCUCGGAAAUACACGAGGAAAGGCCCCUCUUUGACCUUCUAUUGGCGCUCAGACCAAUCUACCCUGCCUUCUCAGUGGUGCAUGAGCAUCGGGUAGACCAGAAUAUCAGGGAUAAAUCCACACUGCCAGAUCUGUACGAUAUGAUUGAGGAUUUCAGGAGAACGCCUCAAAGCCAAAAUGCCUGUGUGGACUCCCCCACAAGCGCCAGGAUUGUUUCUACCUGA
Messenger RNA from Venustampulla echinocandica, 387 nucleotides. RefSeq lists its product as uncharacterized. The transcript has 2 exons. The record is from RefSeq and is a predicted model, not a curated record. Bases 1 to 387 code for a protein of 128 amino acids. Lineage: Eukaryota; Fungi; Ascomycota; Leotiomycetes; Helotiales; Pleuroascaceae.